AUGAGGUCACAAAGCACCCAGAAGGAGGGCAACAACGUCACACCACUGCCGCCGAGCAAGUCGAUGCAGAGAUGUCACCACCACCCGGCAGGAAAGGCUGUCGACGACGACGCGUCGACGGGAUCUUAUAGUGAAGCAGCGUCUGUGGCUACGGAGGUCGUUCCUCUGUCCGAGUCGUCACCGCUCUUGAUAACGAGCCUUUCAUGUCGUCUAGGCUUGACCACGCCCGCCCUCACCAUCAUCGUCUUCGCCACCGAAGAUCUAAUGUCAUUGGCGUCGCUGACGAAGCGUUUAUAUUCGUUGAAGAUCCCUCCCGACGCGUUCUUCGUUCGUCGUUCGAGUCGCCACCACUUGGCGCUGUUCGUGCUCGCGCCGCCCUACCGCCACACUUCAACCACUACUCAUAGCGGCAAGAUGCUUGGGCCUGCCAGUGUAGCUAUACGGCCGGUGGGCGAAGAACAAAUCAGUCUGCGUGAGGAUGGCAAACGGACAAUUGGCGGGCGGAUCGAAACGGAGACGGAGACAUCUCCUGUGAAGCGCAGGAGCGACACAGCUCAGCUUGCGGGGAACUUGACAAGCAACACGAUGGAUCAGCAGCGGACGGGUACACCGACGACGGCGACGUCGUCGACAGCAGCGGCGCGCGCGUGA
Molecule: messenger RNA, 651 nt
Organism: Phytophthora infestans T30-4
Lineage: Eukaryota; Oomycota; Peronosporomycetes; Peronosporales; Peronosporaceae
Exons: 6
Coding region: 1-651 (216 amino acids)
Source: RefSeq, a predicted model, not a curated record